Molecule: messenger RNA, 3290 nt
Organism: Priapulus caudatus
Lineage: Eukaryota; Metazoa; Priapulida; Priapulimorpha; Priapulimorphida; Priapulidae
Product: sodium-coupled monocarboxylate transporter 1-like
Exons: 17
Coding region: 680-2620 (646 amino acids)
Biological process (GO): sodium ion transport; transmembrane transport
Cellular component (GO): membrane
Molecular function (GO): symporter activity
Source: RefSeq, a predicted model, not a curated record
ACACUAGUAAGUCACCCAGCCAGUACGAGCACAUACGGUGCGUCUGUUUGGCGCGCACUCGCGCGUAACACACAUACACGCACAUACACGCACAUACAGACGCGGUCCUCUCCGAGACUCGAUUCUUCUUCGCGUCCAACGAGAGACCGUUUGUUAAUCACGCUAACAGCUAGAGCGCCGAUUCACACCCUAGUGCGUGGUAGUGACAGACGCACACACGCACACACGCGCGCGCACUAGCUGGACAGCACUGACCUAUUUCGGCAGCAGACUCUUCACGGAGGUCAGUACCGUAGCGCGUUAACUCCGGCAGUGGUCAGCGAGCACGCGGACGUCAACGCACGACGGAGUCCUGUCGCCACCUCUCCUGACACGCCGAGUGUGUGCUGGUUCCUCUCCUGACACGCCGAGUGUGUGCUGGUUCCUCUCUUGACACGCCGAGUGUGCGCUGGUUCCUCUCCUGACACACGCCGAGUGUGUGCUGGUUCCUCUGGAACAGCCUAGAGACACCGCCGCUUGACCAAGCAAGUGAGAGAGUAGAUGCUAGUGAGGUCGGAAGAGAAAGAGCAACACCUAGAGGAAGCAGGAGGAGGCGGGAGACGGACAGGACGAUAGAGAAGGGUGCGCACCUAUUCCGUGACUCCGCACAUUCGGCUACCGAUCCUCGACACAAGCCACCAUGUUGGAGAGAAACACCUUCUCGAUUGCCGACUACGUCGUGUUCGGCCUCACGCUGGCCGUGUCCGCCUGCAUCGGUCUCUACUACGGCUGUACGGGAGGCAAGCAGCGAACGACGAGCGAGUUUCUGAUGGCCGACCGCAACAUGGCGUGGGCGCCGGUGACGAUGUCGCUGCUAGCUAGCUUCAUGUCGGCGAUCACGCUGCUGGGGACGCCCGCGGAGGUGUACACGUACGGCACGCAUUACUGGAUGAUUGUUCUCAGCUACUUCAUCGUCAUCCCCGUCAGCGCACACUGCUUCAUACCGAUCUUCUUCCGGCUGAGGCUGACAAGCACGUAUGAGUAUCUGGCUAUAAGAUUUGAGAGCAAUAUAGUGAGGUUGCUUGGAUCACUAACCUUCAUCAUACAGAUGGUGCUUUACAUGGCUAUUGUGCUCUAUGCGCCGGCAUUGGCACUGAACUCCGUGACCGGACUGGGCGUGUGGGCGUCUGUACUCUCCAUAGGCCUCGUCUGCACUUUCUACACGACUAUCGUAGGGAUGAGGGGCGGUGAUGUGGACAGCAGCUUUCGUAGAUCGCUGCUUCAUGUUGCGGCAUGGUGCGGGGUGCUCAUCAAGCGCAUGGGGAAGCUCGGCCAAACAGUCGGAUCGCAUAGAGUUCUUGACUUCAGCGUUGAUCCGCUGCAGAGGCACACCUUCUGGAGUCUGGUGGUAGGUGGCGCAUUCACCUGGACCGCUAUAUACGGAGUCAAUCAGGCACAGGUGCAACGUUGCAACACCUGCCCGAAACUACGCAGCGCCCAGAUAGCGAUGUGGAUCAACCUACCGGGACUGACUGCACUGGCGACUAUCUGCUCUCUGGCUGGUCUUGUCAUCUAUGCUGUCUACGCCCAGUGUGACCCUCUCACGACAAAGACCAUCCUCGCUAAGGACCAGCUGCUGCCGCUGUUCGUGAUGGAUCACCUGAGCUUUCUGCCAGGUCUACCUGGGCUGUUCGUCGCCUGCCUCUUCAGCGGUGCUCUCAGUACGAUCUCGUCUGGUCUCAACUCGCUGGCUGCGGUCACGUUGGAAGACAUCAUUAAGCCGUACGUCUUCAAGAACCUCGCUGAUGAGCGAUACGCCCUCAUCUCUAAGGGCAUGGCGAUACUGUACGGUGGCGCCGCCAUCGGACUGACGGCCGUGGCGGCACAGCUGGGUGGAGUCCUGCAGGCGGCUCUCAGCAUCUUCGGCAUGAUAGGAGGACCACUGCUCGGUCUCUUCUCUCUCGGCAUCUUCUUCCCCUGGGCGAACAAAUGGGGAGCAAUAUUUGGUCACAUUGGAGGACUGACAAUUUCUUUCUGGAUUGGUCUGGGAGCGUAUGUGAACAAGCCAAACUUUUACACGAAUCCCACCUCCAUCGACGGCUGCAGCAACGACACUCUAGCCUACGCCAAUCUUACACUGCCCUACGAGAAAGCACCGUUCGUUGAAAAGGAGGUGUUCCCGCUCUACAGGCUGAGCUAUAUGUGGUAUAGUGCGGUUGGCUGUAUGUCUGUCAUAGUGUUAGGUCUCAUCAUUAGUUUUAUGACAGGUCCGACUAAGCCAGCUAGCCUGAAUCCGGCGCUUAUCUGUCCAUGGUUCGACUACACUCUCUGCUGUCUGCCGAAAAAGAUCAGACACUUCUUGUGGUGCGGCGUGCAACAUGACAAGAUACUGUUUUCUGCAAUUAAGAAGGAGGAUGACGUCGCCACGAUCGUCCGCGACAACAAGACUAACGACGCGCUCUCCAAGAGCGUCGCCGACAACCCUGUCUUUUCAUACAACGACGCCGACGUCUGCCCAGAGAUGGCGCUGCGGCAGCGCGAGAAGGAGGCCGAAAGCAAACAUUCGCAUCGCAGCGAAAGUAACGGGGCUGCGCCGAAAGAUGGCGCUGAAUGCAACGUGACGUACACCACCGCUCUGUAGUCAUGUACGCGCGGUGUGCGUGCGUGCAUGUGUGUGUUCGCUGUACACCUGCACAGCUCGGUAAAUAGCGAUUCGUUUGAUUAGGAUUUCGUGUGCGUCGUGUGAACGGCAAGCAUACGUAGCCAGGGGGGCGGGCCACAGAUAUAUCAUACUUGUUGUGUACUAUGCGCGGGUCGGCGAACAGUUUUAUAUGGGCAGAACGAUGGCUUUAGUGCUAGGAUUACGUGUGUGUUCGGGUCGGUGUAAGGGUUGUGAGUUAGUAUAUACCAGGACCAGAGAAAAUUAGUUAUGAUAUUAGGGUUGGGAUUAAUGUUAGUAUUAUCGGUGGGUUAGCGAGAUAUAGAGGGGGGGUAACCAUACAUAUAGCCAGUAUAGCAACCACACACAUAGUCACGUCUGGUGGGAAUCGUAGCAGCUGCACUAGGUGGUUAGAUCGAGCAAAGUCUUAAAACAGAAGAUGUGCAACGGUAGAAUACAGCCGAGAAUGUGUGUUAUGAGAGGAAACGGACCCUAUGCGUUCUAAAUAGGGCCCUAUAUAUUAUAAUUAUGUUGUUCUAUGUAGGUUUCUAUGCUUUGUAAAUUUAUGCAACACUAAACCCGCCCGAUGAGCCACAUGUAUAUGCACAAACUAUAAAAGAAAAAUAUAUAUUGCUGUUUGCGAAUAAACCUA